Messenger RNA from Alternaria rosae, 591 nucleotides. RefSeq lists its product as uncharacterized. The transcript is spliced from 4 exons. The record is from RefSeq and is a predicted model, not a curated record. Lineage: Eukaryota; Fungi; Ascomycota; Dothideomycetes; Pleosporales; Pleosporaceae. The coding region runs from base 1 to 591 and encodes 196 amino acids.
AUGCCUCCCAAGAAAGAUGUUUCUGCUGCUGGUGAGACUCUGCUCGCUGGGUUUGUGGACAAGGAGACCAAGCUUCUGGCUGCUGCCUUCCUUAGCUCUACCGCUCCCGACAAGUUCGACUAUGAUGUGAUGGCCACGCUUACGGGCAACACCGCUGGCUCUCUCAAGAAGAUGUGGCCUCCGGUCAAGAAGAAGGCUCUGGAGAACCAUCCCUCGUUCGCCACCUUCCUGGGACAAGCUGGUGUCGCCGCCGCUGCUCCUGCCAGUGGUGAUCCCAAGCCUGCCGCCGCAAAGGUUACUAAGAAGCGCAAGGCUGCUGACGAGGUCCCCGAAGAAGAUGCCGAUGAUGGCGCCAAGGAUCUUGCUCCUGCCUCAGCUGCUGACAAGUCUGAGGGCAACCAGUCUGAUACUAAGAAGAAAGCUUCUGUCGCCAAGAAAGAGAAGAAGGGCCCUACUAAGAAGCGAGUCCCCCCAAAGAAGGCUGCCAAGAAAGAAUCUGCCUCUGAAGAGGAAGUCGUCAAGGACAAGUCUGCCGAGGACUCCGCCAACGGCGGUGACGGUCUUGGUGACGAGAUCCAAGACGACAUCUAG